This is a messenger RNA of Alternaria alternata, 2487 nucleotides long. RefSeq lists its product as hypothetical. Gene Ontology annotation, biological process: protein deglycosylation; glycoprotein catabolic process; carbohydrate metabolic process. The transcript is spliced from 5 exons. Lineage: Eukaryota; Fungi; Ascomycota; Dothideomycetes; Pleosporales; Pleosporaceae. Gene Ontology annotation, molecular function: peptide-N4-(N-acetyl-beta-glucosaminyl)asparagine amidase activity; carbohydrate binding. Gene Ontology annotation, cellular component: nucleus; cytosol. The record is from RefSeq and is a predicted model, not a curated record. Bases 1 to 2487 code for a protein of 828 amino acids.
AUGGGCAUUCUUUCUGUGAAGCACGCCUCGGCGUCCUUGCUGUGUGUGUUCAUAACAUCUACAGGCGCACAGAAUAAUUCUUCACAACCACAACCACGAUCCGGAUUUGACUACGUUAAUCCUCUCAUUGGCACAAUCAAUGGAGGCCAUGUGUUUCCUGGUGCUACACUGCCAUUUGGAAUGGCCAAAGCGGGGCCUGAUGUGAUAGGCGAGAACCAAGGAGGGUUCUCUUCCAACGACUCAGAACCGAUCUAUGGAUUUUCUCACAUGCACGACUCGGGAACGGGUGGUUCACCGUCGCUUGGUAACUUCCCAAUAUUCGCCCAAUCUGGGUGUGUAAAUGAUGAUAUCAACGGCUGUCAGUAUUUCAAGUCUGAACGAGCCGUUGAGCGCAUACCCGGAAGUGUUCAUGCAAGACCUGGUUACUUUGAUAUCACACUAGCCAACAACAUCAGGACUGAGUCAACUGUUACAAAUCGUACGGCUUUGUAUCGCAUUACAUUUCCGGAAACACCAUCGACUCCGAAUACAACACUAUCACCACAUGUAUUGGUUGAGCUAACGGAUUUGCCGAACACGAGGAGCGAAGCAAAUAUUACUGUGGAUGCUGCAACUGGGCGCAUGACAGGAAGUGGAAUAUUCUCGCCGUCAUUCGGCAUCGGCACAUAUCAGUCGUACUUCUGCCUGGACUUCAAUGGUGCAAAAGUCAAAGAAGCUGGCGUAUGGUCCAACACGCGCGCAACAAACCGAGCAACAAGCCUACGAAUAGCUCCCAGCGAUGUACGACAAACACCCAGUAACACACCAGCAGGUGGAUGGGUACAAUUCGAGAAGCCUACCCAAGACAAUCAGAUCCAUGCGCGGGUUGGAAUGAGCUUCAUUAGCGAAGAGCAGGCAUGUUCCAACGCUGAACGUGAGAUACCUUCAUGGGGGUUCGACGACAUUGCUGCCGCUGCUGAGACUGCAUGGCGUUCCAAGCUUGGUGUCAUCACCGUCGAAGAUGGCGGUGUCGAUCAAGUCUUCCUUAACGCUUUCUGGAGCGGCGUUUACAGGUCAAUGAUCAGCCCCCAAGAUUACACUGGAGAAAAUCCACUCUGGAAAUCUGACGAACCAUACUACGACUCCUAUUACUGCAUCUGGGAUAGUUUUAGAUCCAUUCAUCCUCUGAUCACACUUCUAGACCCACAUAGUCAAACGCUUAUGAUACGAAGUUUACUCGACAUCUAUCGUCAUGAAGGGUGGCUGCCGGAUUGUCGCAUGAGCCACUGCAAGGGUUUCACACAAGGAGGCUCAAAUGCAGAUAUCGUUAUUGCGGAUGCAUACUUGAAGAACAUUACUGCUGGUAUCGACUGGGUGUUAGCAUACGAGGCUGUCGUCAAGGACGCAGAAGUCGAGCCACCAAACUGGGAUGUUGAAGGCCGUGGUGGUCUCGUAUCUUGGAAAGAGUUAGGCUACAUCCCUACCCAAAAUCUCGACGUCGAAGGCGUGGGUACAGAGACUCGCUCUAUCUCUCGGACUGUAGAAUACGCCUACAACGACUUUGUCAUCGCUCUUCUCGCCCGCGAACUCGGCAAUACAGCUGACUACCAGAAGUACCUCGGCCGCUCUGGUAACUGGCACAAUAUGUUCAAAGCCGAUCAACGUAGCAUUAUUAAUGGUACUGAUACCGGGUUUGAAGGUUUCCUGCAGCCUCGAUACCUGAACGGCACAUGGGGCACUCAAGAUCCGAUCUUUUGUUCCCCACUACUCAACUUCACUGGCUGCUACCUAAAUCCUAGCGGAGGCGAGACCUACGAAGGUCCAGUGUGGCUAUACACUUUCUUUGCUCCUGGAGAUAUGGCGACUCUUAUCCAAACCCUAGGAGGACGCGAGCGCUUCGUUGAGCGUAUGAACUGGCUGCACGAGUCCGGUGUCUUGUAUCUUGGAGAUGAACAGGCUUUCCUCAAUGUCUUCCUAUACCAUUACGCUGGACGUCCUGCUCUCUCGGCUGAACGCGCCCAUCAAUACAUUCCCUCGUUGUUCAACGAUACCGUCGUUGGCAUACCCGGCAAUGACGAUAGUGGCGCCAUGGGAUCUUUUGAGGCUUUCGUCAUGAUGGGAUUCUUCCCCAAUGCUGGACAAGAUGUUUACUUUAUCAUACCACCUUUCUUCGAGUCCAUAUCUAUCAAGAACGGCCAAACGGGCAAUACAGCAACAAUGCGCAACAUCAACUUUGACCCAGGUCAUAAAAAUAUCUACAUCCAAUCGGCUACCCUCGAUGGUGUAUCUUACACGCGCAACUGGAUCCAGCACAACUUCUUCUUGGAAGGUGGUGUCCUCGAGUUGACACUAGGUCCCCAGGAAAGUGGCUGGGGAAGGGCGCCGGAAGACGUGCCCCCUAGCCUAGGACCCUUCGCAAACAACACCAUGCCGGAAAAUGGAUCAGUCGUUGCGGAUCGGAAGUGGACGAUGCCGAGGAUGCAGUUUGAUUUCGCUGGUAGUCAAUAG